AUGGCGACGGGCGGCGGCGGAGCCGGGGCUGGCCCCGCUCCUGGUCCCGCUGCGGGCGGAGCCGGCGCGCUGAGGGGCCCGGCGCUGAUUUGGGCGGAAAACAAGAGGCUGAACAAGGGGUCGGAUACGGUGGAGAAAAGGGGACCGUACAUCAUGAGCAAACCUCCCUCCAUUCAGGCCAAGCUGAAGAGGCAGCGGGAGCUGAUGAAAGCAGCUCUGCGAAGGCAGGGGCUGCUGGGGGGACCCGCCACCCUGAAACCGGCGCCUAAAAGGUCAGUGAAGUUUAACAAGGGCUACACUGCGCUCAACCAGACAGCUGAUGAGAACCUGGUCUCCCUCGACUCAGACAGUGACGGGGAGCCAGGAUCCAGAUGUUCCUCGGGAUACUCCUCCGCCGAGGUGAACCAGGACCUGAGCCGGCAGCUGCUGCAGGAUGGGUACCACCUCGACGAGGUCCCCGAUGAUGAAGACCUGGAUCUCAUUCCCCCAAAACCAGCUGCCUCCUCUUCUUGCCCCUGUUGUUUCGGGGAAAGUCUUUCGUGUGUGAUCCAAUAGCUGCACAAGAAGAGGUCAAAAUCCAGCACUUUCUUUGUCCCACGGGAUGGCUGUUGCUCUCUGUGUCCCAUGCUGGGAUGGUGACACAAUGACUGAAAUACUCUGCUUAUGGCAGAGACCAACUGACCCCAAAGGACUUUUCCUCACACUCAGCAAUAUCAGGAAGAGGUGAUAUGGUGACAUUUUGGUGGUCUGGAUGGGACCUCUCACCUGCUGGGGUGGGAAAGAAGAGGCAGAGCCUGGCACCUCCAUGGGGGUGUAAAGGGAAGGAGUUCGGAGGUACUGGGUUUGGAGCUAAUGCCUUGUUCCUGUUCUCCCCAGUGCUGCUUUGAUGCAGGUGGGGGACUGUCCAGACCCCCCAUACCAGAUCCACACAGGGUUUGGAUGUGGGGGGCUGGGGACUCUGCUGCAAACCUUAAAAGCUGCCUUAAACCAUGGUCCUGCUCCACAACCUAGAGGACAAUCAGCUUCUUCAAUACAGAAACCUUAUUUAAAUAUUUCAUGUCUAGAGACCUGAACUAUUGGGGUCUGUUUGUUUGUUUGUUUUGUUUGCUUUUGGAGUUUUGCUUUUGUAUUUUAAUUGUUAAAGGGAGCACUCAAUAAACUGGAUCUCAU
Molecule: messenger RNA, 1170 nt
Organism: Empidonax traillii (willow flycatcher)
Lineage: Eukaryota; Metazoa; Chordata; Aves; Passeriformes; Tyrannidae
Gene: FAM219B
Product: family with sequence similarity 219 member B
Exons: 6
Coding region: 1-555 (184 amino acids)
Source: RefSeq, a predicted model, not a curated record